This is a messenger RNA of Saxophila tyrrhenica, 711 nucleotides long. RefSeq lists its product as uncharacterized. Bases 1 to 711 code for a protein of 236 amino acids. NCBI's taxonomy places the organism in Eukaryota, Fungi, Ascomycota, Dothideomycetes, Mycosphaerellales, Extremaceae. The record is from RefSeq and is a predicted model, not a curated record. The transcript is spliced from 2 exons.
AUGCUUGGGGCCAAUUUGUUUGGCCACGAAGAUGAGGACUGGGAACGAGAAGUAAUUGCCACUAUUAGGGAGUUGAAGUCCCGUGGUAUUGAUGAAGAAGGUCGAGUGACCUGGCAGAGGUCGCAUAUGGCUGUACAGCCAGCGCUGUCUGCUCACGAUGACGAUAGCUCCGCAGGAUUCAGCCACAAAUUGAGGACUCCCAAGCCGACCCUCACCGUUGGCUUUACUGAAGACGCGGUGUAUGGUGGAAGCGCUGCAUACCGUGAAAUUCCACUUGAAGAAUGGAAACGAUCAGCGCUGCCCAUAAUUCCUGUCAAGCCUACAUGGGUUUUUGACGUUCAGCUGCCGUACCUUCUCGUCGAAUGCCGGUCCGAAACCAACACAUCACUCCUCUCCGCUCAGAACCAGGCCGCGGUUGCCGGCGCCAGCGCACUCAACAUCAUGCAAGGCAUACCCCAUCUAGCCGAACAGCAUGGAUGGGAACCAUUCGUCUUCAGCUUGACCAGCGACGGACCCAUCGUGGAGUUGUGGAUCCACUUCCUGACGGGUCGGUCUGGCGAGAGGUAUUGCAUGGCGAAGUUGUCGUAUGCGCGGCUCACGGACGAGAAAGGGACUCGCAAGAUCGCGGAGGAUAUUGCGGCCGUGAUGAAAUGGGCGCAUACUGAAUUGUUGCCUCGUGUGGUCGAGGCUGUGAAGGAGUCGAGUCCGUGA